Molecule: messenger RNA, 2240 nt
Organism: Fundulus heteroclitus (mummichog)
Lineage: Eukaryota; Metazoa; Chordata; Actinopteri; Cyprinodontiformes; Fundulidae
Gene: wnt5b
Product: wingless-type MMTV integration site family, member 5b
Exons: 8
Coding region: 799-1917 (372 amino acids)
Biological process (GO): neuron differentiation; multicellular organism development; cell fate commitment
Cellular component (GO): extracellular region
Molecular function (GO): frizzled binding; cytokine activity
Source: RefSeq, a predicted model, not a curated record
UCUUCUCCUCUCUCUCUGUAGCGGUGCACCGAUGAGAGGCUGUGGAGGAAAAGCUCUUGUCCAGAGCUCUGUUGUUCCUUUCCACUCCCUCUGUGUCUGCAGCUCUAACUUCUUGCGCUGUUUUCCUGCGCGUAAAAACUUUGGGGAGCGCCGGUCUCCUCCUCCACCUCCGUGCGUAACUCUCUGGAAGCGCUUGUUCAAAAACCUGGGAAGAAAACUCUCUCUUUAUUUCUGGCACCUGUUGCUGAGAGCACGGAGCACAGAACUGGACUUUAUCCCUGCGGGACAACUUGGGUCUGACCCGGUCCACGGCUCCACGGAACACGCUCCAGCAGCUGCCGCGGCCGCUUGGACACCCCCACCGCCACUCUGCGCCGCCUCAUAAAAACGGCCGCUUUUGUGACCAAGACGAACACUUUAGACAUCGAGGAGUGAAAUGAAAGAGGGAAGGAAGAGUUACUGAAAGUGACACUUGAAGGAAUCUGUGCGCGUCUCGUUUAAAGCGCAAGCGCUGAAGAGCAGGAUCGGGGGUGAAAACGGCGCAGUGUGGGAGAUUUCCGACCGGACAGCGGGACUUCAACACCUCGGAUGGUGGAGGGAGAAAGUUUUCCUGCAGAUCUGAGCUGAAGUUCUACUCCAGAGAAGAAGAGAAGGUUUGGUGCUGACUGUAGCAGACUUUAGGACAGAGGUGUUCCCCCCCACCAUCUCCUCCCCCUGCUGGCUUAAUUCCUACCAACCUCACACCCACAGAGCACUUUGCCCCGCACUGGCUGCUCGGCGGUGCCGCGGCGGACAAUCAUGGACAACAGGCCCGUCCCGAGGAGUCGAACCGGAGCCGUCCCACAUCUGCUGCAGCUGGCGUGCCUCUUUCUCGCCUGCAGCUCCCAGCUUCUGAUGGUGGAGGCAAACUCGUGGUGGUCUUUAGGUCUGACCCCAAUCCAACGGCCCGAGAUGUACAUUAUUGGUGCUCAGCCUCUCUGCAGUCAACUUUCGGGCCUUUCGCAGAGUCAGAGGAAGCUGUGCCAGCUAUACCAAGAUCAUAUGAGCUACAUCGGAGACGGGGCGAGAACUGGCAUCAAGGAGUGCCAGUACCAGUUCAGACAGAGGAGGUGGAACUGCAGCACUGUGGACAACACGUCCGUGUUUGGACGGGUCAUGCACAUUGCCUCAAGGGAGACGGCGUUUACCUACGCCAUCAGCGCGGCCGGUGUCGUGAACGCCAUCAGCCGGGCAUGCCGCGAGGGUGAGCUCUCCACCUGUGGCUGCAGCCGCGCCGCCCGGCCCCGUGACCUGCCGCGCGAUUGGCUGUGGGGAGGCUGCGGCGACAACGUGCAUUACGGCUACAGGUUCGCCCGGGAGUUUGUCGACGGCAAGGAGCGGGAGAAGAAUUACCCUCGCGGGACAAAAGAGCACGCUCGAAUCCUCAUGAACCUGCACAACAACGAGGCCGGCAGACAGGCGGUCUACAACCAAGCACAUGUUGCCUGCAAGUGUCACGGAGUCUCCGGUUCCUGCAGCCUGAAAACUUGUUGGCUUCAGCUGGCUGAUUUCAGGCGAGUCGGAGAAUUUCUGAAAGAGAAAUACGACAGUGCUGCAGCCAUGCAGAUUGGACGCAAGGGAAAGCUGGAGCUCAAAGACAAGCGCUUCAACAACCCGACAGCUGAGGACAUGGUCUACAUUGACCCGAGUCCUGACUACUGCCUCCGAAACGAGACCACGGGCUCUCUGGGAACGCACGGCCGCUACUGCAACAAAACCUCGGAGGGCAUGGAUGGCUGCGAGCUGAUGUGCUGCGGCAGAGGUUACGACCAGUUCAAGACCUACAAGCACGAGCGCUGCCACUGCAAGUUCCACUGGUGCUGCUACGUCAAGUGCAAGCGCUGCACGACGCUCGUGGACCAGUUUGUGUGCAAAUAGCGCGCUGGGGAACUCUGCCCCAAAGAGAUGUGAAUAAAAAAAAAAGAAGCGGUGAAGGAGAAUAUAAUGAAGAGUGAUGAUAUCCAUUUUAAUGUAAAGUGCUGAUCAGUGGACUGAUAUAAAAAAAAAUAUAUGUCCAAUAUCCUGACCACGAUCCUGAUGGAAGGAUGAACGAGCACAAGUGAUGAACAGAUGAGGAUGAAAGGGAAAAAAAGGACCAAGCUUGAAUCCCUCAAAGUGGGACACAUUGACCUGUGUGGGCUGAAGACAUAAGAUAAAAAUAUAAGUAAACGAGAAAUAAAUAUACAACUUAUACAUUUUAA